Messenger RNA from Austrofundulus limnaeus, 1698 nucleotides. RefSeq names its product trypsin. Gene Ontology annotation, biological process: proteolysis. Lineage: Eukaryota; Metazoa; Chordata; Actinopteri; Cyprinodontiformes; Rivulidae. The record is from RefSeq and is a predicted model, not a curated record. Gene Ontology annotation, molecular function: serine-type endopeptidase activity.
CAGAUUGUGGCCUUGCUGCACUCAACACCAAGGAGCAAACCAGGAUUGUUGGAGGUCAGACAGGGGCUCCGGGGGCCUGGCCCUGGCAUGCCUACCUGUUGAUCCCAAUCAACAGUACCAGCUCUACUCUCUGUGGGGGGUCUCUGAUCAGCAACCAGUGGGUCCUGACCGCCGCUCACUGCUUUAAAACCUCCGCCUCYAAAGGAGUGACAAUUUACCUCGGGCGGCAAAACGUAAAUGGCUUCAAUCCCAACGAGCAGCAGUUCACAGCAUCACAGGUCAUCGUUCAUCCGAACUACAACAGCAAUUCGAAUGACAACGACGUGACCCUGCUGCAGCUGUCCUCCACCGUGACCUUCAACAAAUACAUCAGUCCUGUUUGUCUGGCUACAGCGGACAGCGUCUUCCCAGCAGGCCUGAACAGCUGGGUCACCGGUUUUGGAACCACCAGUAGCGGCGGGGGACUCCGGCGGUCCGUUGGUCAGUAAAAAUGGCACCAGAUGGGUCCAGGCUGGAGUUGUUAGUUUUGGAGACGGCUGUGCCCAACCGAAUAUGCCAGGAGUCUACGCCCGGGUCUCACAGUACGAGUCCUGGAUCAGCAGCACGGUCACUGGACAACAGCCGGGAUUCGUCAACAUUCAGAACACGUCGGUUCUCGUAACAGUUUCAACGGGAUCAUCAAGGGCAACAGAAGCAACAAGAGAAACAGGAUCAACAGGAGCACCAGGAGCACCAGGAUCAACAGGAGCAACAGGAUCAACAGGUGCACCAGGAUCAACAGGAUCAACAGGAGCACCACGAGCACCAGGAUCAACAGGGGCACCAGGAUCAACAGGAGCAACAGGGGCAACAAGAGCACCAGGGGCAACAGGAGCAACAGGAGCAACAGGAGCAACAGGGGCACCAGGAGUAACAGGAUCAUCAGGAUCGGGUCACUUCAUCUCCCUGUCCAUCCCUCUGCUGCUGUCCGUCACUCCUGUUGUCUUCUCUGUCUUUGUCCUCUCCUGAGCCUCACCUGGACUGGGCAGGUUAAACCAUCAGCUGUCACACAUUCUCAUGUCGGACUCGUCAACAUAUUGACGCUUGGGCAGGGACCGUCUGUGUCCAGUUUUGAUGCGUCAGGUACCUCCCACGCGUCCGUCCUUGCUGCCUCGGCUUUUCCGGGUUGCGUUGCUUAGGGGUCUUUUGGUCGGGGUCUGAGGUUAACGUGAGGGAUACUGGGGUCAGGGAUAGGCUGUAUAUAGCUAAUAUAGGUUAAAUUUAGGCUCUGGGACAGUUACUUCUCGCAAAUUCUCUACACUUAAAAAAUGGUUAAUAUGAGGGAUCAGGGUUAAUGGUUAAUUUUAGGGUCUGUGGUCAGGGAUAGGCUGUAUAAGGCUAAUAGAAAUUAAAUUUAGGGUCUGGGAUGAUUAGUUUCCUGCAUUUCCUACUCUUGUAGAAAAAAAGGUAUGACGACGCGCUCAUCCUUCUCCGCUUCGUCUCGUAAAGAACGGAUGCGCGGGGACUAAUCGGCAUGUCUGAAAGUUGACGCAGACAGUUACCCGACCAAGUGUCAAUAUGUUGACGCGGGGGGCAUGAGAUGAUUAUCAGUUUUUGUUCUGUUGUUGCCAGUUUGUUACAUAAAACAACCUGUAGAGCAGUGGUUCUCAAUAUUUUUUAGGCCAGCGCCCCCCUAGCCAUGAUUGAGGACCCCUAACU